AUGCGAUACGAUAAUGAAACUGGACACGAACAAAAUUCUUAUACUCCCAAUCCAUUACGCUGUAUUGCUCUAUCAUUAGCAGUAAUCUAUUAUUUUCGACUUCCAACUGCCGAAGAUAAUGCACAACGAGAUGAUAAAAGUACACCAUCACGUGAAGAAUUAUCAUCUGUAAUUUCUGAAUCUAUCCACAAUUUUGAUGAAAUCAUUCAAAAUGAAUUGGAAACAUUUGUUAAUGCUGACAAUUUCGUCAUUCCACAUGGGGUUGCUAUUAAUCAAGCCGUAUGUAUAUAUGCAUUUUUUUCAUUGACUAUCUGUUUAAAUACUAAUAUUUAUUUUUAA
This is a messenger RNA of Rotaria sp. Silwood2, 339 nucleotides long. The record is from the annotation of a GenBank genome assembly. Lineage: Eukaryota; Metazoa; Rotifera; Eurotatoria; Philodinida; Philodinidae.